Messenger RNA from Anguilla anguilla (European eel), 2993 nucleotides. It is a transcript of the gene sfxn5b, whose product is annotated as sideroflexin 5b. Lineage: Eukaryota; Metazoa; Chordata; Actinopteri; Anguilliformes; Anguillidae. Gene Ontology annotation, biological process: monoatomic ion transport; mitochondrial transmembrane transport; citrate transport. Bases 117 to 1094 code for a protein of 325 amino acids. Gene Ontology annotation, molecular function: citrate transmembrane transporter activity; monoatomic ion transmembrane transporter activity. The record is from RefSeq and is a predicted model, not a curated record. The transcript has 14 exons. Gene Ontology annotation, cellular component: mitochondrial inner membrane.
CUCAUUGCAAUUCAAUGCUCCACUAGUUUCGCAGCGGAGCGGUGAGAGUACUUCGCUCUUCUUUAAAAUCCCGUUUUGUAACACACUUCAUUAAUAAGUAAUACUUACUCGGUGUCAUGGCGGAAUCUGCAGCUUGUCCCGCAUUCCAAUUGGGGAGACCUCGUUAUGACCAGAGCAACUUCUACGGCAGGUUGAGACACUUCCUGGAUGUGAUUGACCCUCGCACCCUUUUCGUGUCUGAGGUUCGUCUUAAUGAGUGUAUGAAACUUCUGGAUGAUUUUAAACAUGGGACACUUCCACCUGGAGUGACAGAUUUGCAGCUUUGGGAAGCUCAGAAAAUCAAGCAGGCCAUUAUUCACCCUGAUACUGGGGAGAAGAUCUUCAUGCCAUUUCGGAUGUCAGGUUAUGUCCCAUUUGGAACACCAAUAGUUGUCGGCCUCCUCCUUCCUAAUCAAACUCUGGGGUCCACAGUGUUCUGGCAGUGGCUGAACCAGAGUCAUAACGCUUGUGUUAACUUCUCCAACCGCAAUGCCACUAAGCCGACGCCGCCCUCCAGGUUCAUCCAGGGCUACGCGGGCGCGGUGACGAGCGCGGUCUCCAUCGCGGUGGGGCUUAAUGUUGGGAUCCAAAAAGCCCAGCGGUUCAGUCCGGCGACUCGUCUACUGGUACAGAGGUUCAUUCCCUUCCCAGCUGUGGCCGGUGCCAACAUCUGCAAUGUGGGUCUCAUGAGGCACAGCGAGCUGGCAGAGGGCAUUGAUGUGCUGGAUGCCAAUGGCAAAGUGGUGGGCUCCUCCAAGAUCGCAGCGAAGCAUGCUUUGUUCGAGACAGCCCUGACUCGCGUGGUCCUACCCAUGCCGAUUAUGGUCUUCCCUCCCAUGAUCAUGGCAUUCCUGGAAAAACUCCCUCUCCUGCAGACGCACAGGAGGCUGGUCCUGCCCGUGCACAGCCUGAUGUGUCUAGUAACCUUUGGCCUGGCUUUGCCUGUGGCCAUCAGUCUCUUCCCUCAGAUGUCACAGAUUGAUGUGUCCCAGCUAGAGCCAGAGAUCGCCAAGGCAACAGACAGCAAGGUGGUCACUUACAACAAGGGUCUGUAACCAGUGGCAGCGGAGAUCCAACAGGAGCCUGUGAACAGGAGGGAAUCUCGCACUCUUGUUAUGCAGUUGAGGUCUUCCCAUCAGCUACCAGCAGGUGCAGAUGCACCCAACGUGAUUCAGUUUUGAAUGAAGCAUAGACACAGAGAAGGGCAGAUACAUUAGUGUGUGUUUUAACCCCAGUGUCACAGAUACAGCAUUAUCUAGUGUUGUGUGAAGUGGGUCAAACCACAGACAACGAGGAAUUCAACACCAGAAUGAGUCAUAUUACUUUGCAGCUGGGGGAAUUUUUCAGCCUUGGCGUAUCUUUAAUUCCAGAAGUGAGUUAGCAUUUUUAAGUCAUGGGUUCCGUCAGCAGAUUUCCUAUGCUUGUCUCGCUUACAGAUUUUGAUUUUCAUAAGCCUAAGAGAGUUUCACAUUUUGUUCUACAACAGACUGUAUAUUGAAAUUGCUAAUGAGUUUCUAUAUUGAAAUUAUUGAAAUUACAACAAUAGUCACAUUCCACCACCACCACUCAACCCACCAGCACAGAACAACUGUUGUAAUUUCAAUGUAGCAACUUGUUAGCAACUAACAUUUUUAAAGCACAUAACAGCUUUGAAAUUCACAGUUGAGACAUUAACAGGUGUAAUUUAUGUUGUUGAACAAUACGUGAAACUCUCCUAAAGCUUAUGUUAACCACAAACCUUAUUUUCUGCAUAAAUCAAAAUCCCUAUGGGAAAAAAAGCAUUGGAAAUCUUCUGAGGGAACCCACGUUGCAGGAAACUUCCGAGUUGGCCUACAAAAAGACAUUGUUACUGUAACCCUCUUGGUGUGGAGAAACAAAUGUAUCAAUGAGCUGAGGGAUGUUACUGACUUACAAGCAUUUCAGUUAAUGGUCUCUAAAGCUGAGUGCUUACAGUAAAUAACUGGACUGUAACACAUGAAUAGCUUUUGUUAGUUUUUGCCUUUAGUGACUGGCAAAAAUUCACAUUCCCAUCAUCAACAUUCCCUGUUAUAUUUCAGCUCAUGCUCAAACAACGCAAGGGUGCAUUAAGAAUCGAUGUAUUGAAGUCAUCGCAUGCCCACUCUUUGUGGUGUCAAGGGGUCUAAAACAACCUGGAUCUUCCAGAUAAGACUCCUGUUCAAUCCAUGCAAACCAUGUUCCCUGACCCAAAUUGUGCACCAUGAUUGUGAACGUCCCAUGCAAAUGCACACACGUGCCUGCAUUCUGACACAAACGCACACUCCAUCUUACACUGACGCGCUGACAAUCAGACAAACUUUAAAUGCACACUAAAUCACAUGAACAAAUGUGCACAAAAUCUCACACCCUUACGUGCGUGCACAGUUCAACACCCGUACCCAAAUGCCUUCACUGUCACAAUCCUUUUGACUCCUAUGCAAAACCACAGUUUUGUUCACCAGAAGUGCCCCCAAGGCUGACACACUGCCAACUACCCCAGGGUCUCAAAAUGAGCAUUAAAGGAAGCCUGGUUUUUUAUUGCAACAGUAGUUUCACAUACCUGCAUAUAACAAUUUCACUAAUCUAGACUACAAGGCACAUAUCCAGAGAUCCCACCAAAAUAGUAGAAAAAUACCUAAUUAUAUUUACUUAAAUUAAUAUGAUGAACAAAAAGCAUAUCUGUUUCUGCGGAUAUGAACAUAACAUGUUUGUUAUAUUAACUAUAACGUGAUAAUGUUCAGUACAGAAUUGGUCAGAAACAUGACGUCCUGAUUCCGUUCUGUUGAGCUGAGAUCAUUUCUGAUUCUUGUGUUCUCAUUGUAUAUUAAAAGUGGGCAUGCACUUUGUGUUGAUCUAAAUAGACUUCUCUUCUUGCAUUAAAAAUGUUUAAUGUGAAUUAACAUAUUGGCUGAAUGUUUAAAAAUGUCAUGUUGAAUAAUAUAUUUAUGCACAGUUUA